AUGAAUUCUCUGUUAGCACUGCUUGUGGCCACCGUUGCCGUAAUAGGCGCAGACGCGUGUCACUGCACAAAGGAAUGGGACCCUGUAUGUGGCCGUGAUGGUAAUACGUAUGGAAACAUGUGCGAAUUGAGAUGCGCCGGCGUUCGUCGUCAAUCCCGCGGGGAAUGCCCGUGCGUAUGCGGCGCAAAUUUCGACCCUGUAUGUGCCGAAGAUGCCGUCACGUAUGGCAACGAGUGCAUUAUGAAAUGCAUGGGGGUUAGCCUAAAAUCGCGGGGAGAAUGCCCAAAGACAGAUUGUCCGUGUCCCAAAAUUAUGGCGCCUGUAUGCGGUAAAGACGGCUUGACGUACGACAACGCAUGUCUUAUGAGAUGCAAGUAA
Molecule: messenger RNA, 378 nt
Organism: Dreissena polymorpha
Lineage: Eukaryota; Metazoa; Mollusca; Bivalvia; Myida; Dreissenidae
Product: serine protease inhibitor dipetalogastin-like
Exons: 4
Coding region: 1-378 (125 amino acids)
Molecular function (GO): protein binding
Source: RefSeq, a predicted model, not a curated record